This is a messenger RNA of Phanerochaete carnosa HHB-10118-sp, 2220 nucleotides long. RefSeq lists its product as uncharacterized. Bases 146 to 1753 code for a protein of 535 amino acids. The record is from RefSeq and is a predicted model, not a curated record. Lineage: Eukaryota; Fungi; Basidiomycota; Agaricomycetes; Polyporales; Phanerochaetaceae. The transcript has 16 exons.
CGCCUGCCUUGCAGGGAAUCUCUAAUGAUUGAAAAAUCGAAGCACCCUCAUUUCAGCCAGCGCCGAGAAAAGAUCAAAUAAUGACCGGACCGCGCAUGGGAGUAUUGAGAGGGCUCCACCAGAGUGCAGUUUGCGAGCGACAGUCAUGUCAGACGCAGAAAAGGACAAGGAGAGCAUCGAGGCCGAGGUCGAGCAACCCCAGCUCACUGAGCCCACGUUCGAAAGCAAACCCAUUGCCCGUCGGGUUCAGUGGGUAACCACACGUACUGAGCUGUGGGCCUUUUACAUAUAUUAUAUUGGCAACAACGGGCUCUCUGGGUUCAAUUAUGGUCCUUCACAAUUUCAGAACUUGCUAUUCCUAGCUGGCUACGACCCGAGCCAACCACCGUUUACGACCCCCUGCGGCAGCAGCGGCUGUGUUCUUCCCUUCAUGGGGCGAGUGCGAGACAUUAACUCCAUCGUCCUUUUGACGAACGGCAUCAGCUUUGCUUUGCAAGCUGCCGUGUUAUUGCUCAUUGGAUCUUGGGCGGACUACGGCACCUGGAGACCGAACAUCACAAUCUUCUUCACCAUCCUCGCUGUCGCCGUCUCCUUUGCCUGGCUGGGCGUGCAGGACCCGUCCAAGUGGCCGGCGGGGGUGGUCCUGUACAUUCUCGGCCUCAUUGCUUAUCAGUGUUCGCUGACCUUUUGGACUGCUGCGUUCCCGGGCCUGGCGCGUGACCUCCCCGAAGUGAAGGAGUCCGCGGCUCAGGUAGACGACGGUACAAAACCCAUUCAGGAGCACGCUGACUAUGAAUCAAUUGCUCGCAACCGGAUCUCAAACAUUUCGUUCGCCGUUUGCUCUGCGGGCGAAAUCGUCGUCCUGGCGGUUAUGGUUGGCAUUUUGAAGGGCAUUAAAUCCGACGCCAGCACUGAGAACAACACGAAAGCGUUCAGCGUGCUUAUUGCAUUCUCUGGUGGUAUCUGGUUGCUCUGUGCCUUGCCUUGGUUCUUCCUAGAGAAGCGAAGACCAGGUCUAACACUCCCGCCAGGAACGUCCUUGCUUAUAAUCGGUUUCAAACAAACCUAUGUCGCGUUCAGGGAAUGUAUGCGAUUGAAGCAGACAUUCCUCUAUCUUAUAUUUUACUUUUUGAUGGGCGAUGUGUUGAACACGACCGUAACGGUCAUCGCAACGCUGCAGAAUAGCGUUGUAUCCUACUCCACUCUACAACUUACGCUACUCUUGAUUGUGGGCAUUGUGACCCAAGGUAUUGGGAUCUAUGUCUUCUGGAUAGUUCAGAAGAAAUUUCGCAUUUCAACUAAGAAGAUGCUCUGCUUCAACGUCUUCUGGAUCAUCGUCCUGACAAUCUGGGGCCUCGCCGGUGUACACACCACCAAGUUCGGGUUCAAGCAUGUCUGGGAGAUAUGGCUAUACCAGGCAUACUAUGGCCUCAUGGUCUGCCCGUGGUACGCUUACAGCCAGACGAUGAUCAGUGAGGUGUCGCCCCUCCCGCAGAUGUUCCUCUUUUUCGCGCUGUUUUCGGUCAUCGGUAAGACGUCUGCGUUCAUAGGGCCGUUCGUCACUUCGGCGAUUAUCACUGCGUCGGGGAACAACAACUCGAUGCCCUUUGCGUUCUUGUUUGCUCUGGGCGUGGUGAGCUGCGUCUUUCUGGUGCUUGUCGAUGUCAACAAGAGUAGAGAGGAAUGCGAAGACUUUGUGCUCGCCGAAGCAAAGCGCGAAGCUUUCGGCAGUUCUUCCUCUUCUACCCUGUAGUAUAUAGAACCCUAGAACGUAUUGCGUAUAUUCUCUACUCGUUUAAAAUGUACAACAUGCGAGCGCAGUUGGGCUCAUUAUUUCAUGGAGUAGUGUGAUGCAGACUACAGUAUCCACUCCCAAGCGUAUCCAGUUCCACACUAAUAAACCUAGUUCUAGUAACUUAUAUGGCGAUAGCAAUGUGGAAUAUGAGUGAUCGGGUAUGUACCGACCCGAGAGUAUUUAAAGGGGACGGUGGGCUGGUCAUAGUAGGUGCGGCAGAGGUUGUGUUGACGGUGCCUGGCUGGAGGUCAGAGAAGAUCCAGGGAAAGACGGAGACGGCAGAGUGCCGGUGCCAAACAUAGCGCUCUGCUUGAACAUGUCAGCGGUUCGAUCGCCAGAUAGCGGUGGGUUGACGGCCAGGACCAUGCCGUUCUUGCAGUCGUCGCCAACUGAGGAGAAGAACCUAGUUCGACAAGAAAUUGAGG